Molecule: messenger RNA, 5221 nt
Organism: Cynocephalus volans (Philippine flying lemur)
Lineage: Eukaryota; Metazoa; Chordata; Mammalia; Dermoptera; Cynocephalidae
Gene: TRDN
Product: triadin
Exons: 43
Coding region: 350-2680 (776 amino acids)
Biological process (GO): regulation of release of sequestered calcium ion into cytosol by sarcoplasmic reticulum; regulation of cardiac muscle cell membrane potential; heart contraction
Cellular component (GO): sarcoplasmic reticulum; junctional sarcoplasmic reticulum membrane; plasma membrane
Molecular function (GO): signaling receptor binding
Source: RefSeq, a predicted model, not a curated record
GGGGGGUUGUGUGUGCAGUGUGUGCGUGUGUUCCUAUAGAGUGCCAAAAAAAAAAAAACAGUACUGAUGAGUCCUGGGGAGAUGGGGCUAUUUUUGUUUAAAGCUGACACUUCUAGCUGAGCCACAAGUGCUGCUUGGAAAGGGCUUAGGUUGUUUCCAGGGGGAGAACUCUGCAAAGAAGAGGCAAAGUUCAACAGGACAGCAAAGAAGCAGCAGAAACAGCCAGGAAAACGAAGAGCCCUCACGUUUUAACACAGAAUUCCCUACCAGAGUUCUCGAAUCCUAAAGUAUUCUGCAAAGUGUUACUUGACCGGAACUUUUCACCUGACGUUUGCUUUCUCCGACCACCAUGACUGAGAUCACUGCUGAAGGAAAUGCAUCCGCAACCACCACUGUGAUAGACAGCAAAAAUGGAUCUGUGCCCAAAUCCCCUGGAAAAGUGCUGAAGAGGACAGUCACAGAAGACAUCGUGACAACGUUCAGCUCCCCAGCAGCCUGGCUUCUGGUCAUUGCUCUGAUAAUCACAUGGUCAGCUGUUGCCGUUGUUAUGUUUGAUUUAGUGGAUUACAAAAACUUUUCAGCAAGUUCUAUUGCUAAGAUGGGCUCAGAUCCUCUAAAACUUGUACAUGAUGCUGUGGAAGAAACUACAGACUGGAUCUAUGGCUUCUUUUCUUUGUUGUCUGACAUCAUCUCAUCUGAAGGUGAUGAAGAAGAUGAUGGGGAUGAAGAUACUGAUAAAGGAGAAAUAGAGGAGCCUCCCUUGGAGAAAAAAGAAAUGUACAAAGAAAAGACUGAAAAGCAGCAGAAACCUGAAAGGAAAAUACAAACCAAAGUUACAUACAGAGAAAGAGAUAAAGAGAAAGACAAAGACAAAGGAAAAGAAAAAGAAAAACCUGAAAAGAGAGCAACUCACAAGGAAAAAGUUGAGAAAAAAGAAAAACCAGAAACAAAGACAGUGACAAAAGAAGAGAAGAAAGCUAAGACUAAAGAGAAGGCUGAAGAAAAGACUAAAAUGGAAGUGAAAGGUGGGAAACAGGAGAAAGUGAAGCAAACAGCUGCAAAAGUGAAAGAAGCACAGAAAACACCACCGAAACCCAAAGGAAAGGAUGACAGAGGGUCUACAGCAGUGCCAAAGCAUGAACAGAAAGAUCAGUAUGCAUUCUGUCGAUAUAUGAUUGACAUGUUUGUCCAUGGGGACUUAAAACCAGGACAAAGCCCAGCCAUACCUCCUCCGUUACCAACAGAACAAGCUCCCAUGCCCACUCCAGCAUCUUCUACUAUUGAAGAAAAAGAAGAUGAAAAGAAAGCUGAGGAGAAAGUUACUUCUGAAACAAAAAAGAAAGCAGAAAAAGAAGAUGUCAAAAAGAAAAGUGAGAAGGAAACUGCCAUUGAUGCGAAAAAAAAAGAGCCAGGGAAAGCUCCUGAAACCAAACAAGGGACUGUAAAAGUUUCAACACAAGCAGCAGCUAAAAAAGAUGAAAAGAAGGAAGAUUCCAAGAAAACAAAAAAAACGGCAGAAGAACAACCCAAGGGAAAAAGACAGGAAAAGAAAGAAAAACAUGUGGAACCAGCAAAGUCACCAAAGAAAGAACACACAGCUCCAAGUGAAAAACAAGUAAAAGCAAAAACUGAACGAGCUAAGGAAGAGGUUGGUGCUGUCUCAACUAAAAAAGCUGUACCUGGAAAGAAAGAAGAGAAAACAACCAAGACAGUGGAGCAAGAAAUUAAGAAAGAAAAAUCUGGGAAGACCUCUUCAAUUCUGAAGGAUAAAGAUAAGCAAGUUCCUGUCCAUCCAAAUGCUCAUCCUCUUAAACCAACAGAGCCUAUUAAGGGGAAAGAAGUGAAGACUCUAGCUUCUGUAAAUGAAAAAGAACCUGAAAUUAAAAAAGAUGAAAAGACUUCCAAAACAGGGGACCCUGUAGAGAGUUCCCACCCAAAAGAAGCCCCUCACCAGAUGUGCCCUUUGGACAAUGGACAUCCCAGCUUCCAAAACUGCAAAGAAGUCAAGCCCAAACCACAGCCACCACAAGUAAUAAAAGGAGAGAAGCCAGAGACACAAGUUAAAAAGGAAGCAAAACUAGCCUCAUCUGAAAAAGUGCAAAUACACAAACAAGACAUAGUGAAGCCAGAAAACACUGUUUCUCAUGGUAAACCAGAAGAGAAAGCCCUCAAGCAGGUGAAAGCUGCCACCAUAGAAAAAACAGUCAAGCCCAAACCAGCAAAAAAAUCUGAACAACAAGAAAAAGAGCCUCUGUCUAUAAAAACAGACAAACCAAAACCAACUUCUAAAGGAAUAUCAGAAGUUACAGGAUCAGGAAAGAAGAAAUCUGAAAAAUCUGAAAAGGAAAGUAAAGAAAAAGCAGAAGUGAAGCAUCUUAAAGAAGAAAAAGUUUCAGUAAGAAAAGAAAGUCUUCAAUUGCACAAUGUGACAAAAGCAGAAAAACCUGCAAGAGUAUUAAAAGAAGAGUCUGAAGAUGUACCAUCUACGAAGAAAGCUAAAGAAGAAACUGAAGAUGUAUCUUCCACAAAGAAGCAAAAAAGUCCCAUCAGUUUCUUCCAAUGUGUCUACUUGGAUGGAUACAAUGGCUAUGGGUUUCAGUUUCCUGUCACUCCCGCAAACCGCCCUGGAGAGAGCUCUGGCCAGCCAAAUUCUCCAGGACAGAAGCAACAAGGACAAUAGAUACACGUGCAUGACCCUUACAGGUGCUUUAAGAUUAUGGAAAUGGAAUAUUCUGUUUUGUCCACAGUGGCACAGGCAAUUGAAGUCAUGCAAUACAUAGAAUUUAUUUGAAAACAUUUUAGUCUUCUGCCUGGAGUAGAGAGAAAGGGUGGGCAAAGGGAUUGAAUGAUAAACAGGCAUAGUGAAGGGUCUAAUGCUCAAGAAUCUGUGUUUGUUGCUAUGGGAGGGGGGAGCUUGUAUUUUUUUAUUUCUACUCACUAUAAGAUUCUACACAAAUUAAUUUAAAAAUUACUUGAUAAUGGUCUUUUAAACAUAAUUGACACAAUUACAAAAUAAAAUUCCUGGCUCCAGUAAUAUAUUCAUUUUUAAAUGAUAACAUAAACUACGCUCUUAAGUGUAAAGGGUACAGGAACUUAUAUGAAAGUGUCUCUUUUGGGUCAUGUGGGUAUCUAAACUCAAUUAACCCAAUAAGUUGAUGCUUAAUACUUUCACUUUUUUAUGCUUAUUUCUAUUUUAAUUGUGACUAUCCUCUAAGAAUGGGUAACAAUUGCACCAAUGAGUGCUAUAAGUUCCUUGUGAUACUCUCUUAGAGUUCAAAAUAUCUCUGAACUUUAGACAUGAUAAGACGGAGAAUAAAUGUUUGAUGAAUCUUAUCUCUAAGAUUUGUCUUGAAUUACAAUUAGGGCAUUAACUCCAAUGGAAAUAAACUAUCAAAUUAGGCAGGUGUGGUGAAUCAUUUGUUUAAAACAUAAGCAAAUAAGAUGUGGAAUUUUCAGAGUUUUCCAGACUGUGCCCUAAUGCAAAUGUUACCUGGUUAAAAUUUUAGUUCAAUCAUCAAAUUUGGGUGACAGAUGCAAGAAUAUUUUUGUUUCACUUUAAUACAUUCUUUAUUUGAAGUUAAAUAUGGUUUCUUUCUCAAAAUGUAAAACUAUGAAUGCCAUCAAAGUUUAAGGAAGACAUUUUAACCAUCAGUGCCUUCAUUAGAUGUCUUACCUGAUUUUUAGGUAAUUGGCAAUCAGUGGCAAUGAAAUGAAUGACAAUUUUCAACCUACUUGGUGAUGACACACCACUGGGAAUGACUAUUAUGGUUUUUGUCAUCUUCCUAGUGAUAUAAAUACUCAUGUUCUUUACCACAUUUUUCUAUCAACUUUAAAAGUCAUGCCUCUGUGACCUUUAUUAUGUUUACAGUUGCAACUGAACUUAUGACAAAUUAACUCAGGAAAUAAAUUGAGUUAUUCUUUCUAGCAUUAUAAAUAUUUUCAGCUCUGAGAGAGCCAGAGCCAAUACUAGCCAAGUGAUUUAUUUUCAAGGACUGCAACUAACUAUGGUUCUUUAGGUCCAAGAUAUAGAACAGUUUUACUAAAAAUCAUUAGGCUAAGGCAUCAGCGAUACACACACUAUUAACAAUGGAUUUUCAGUGAUUUGUGGAAGAAGUUGGUCUCGGCCAGAUACCGUUGAACCUGACUCAUUCCACAAAAGUCAGUGUCACAAUGAACCAGAUUAAUAACACAGUUUAUGGAGGCUGGGAGUGGGGGCAACCUGGAAGUGUGUAAUUUCAGGACUGACCAGAUGAUACUGUCUUGCCCCUUCAUGUAGCAGUGUAAACUUGUGGGUGGGACAGUGGAUGAAGUAGGUUGCUCAACCACUCCUCCAGCCUGUUCAGUUUAAUGAGUAAGUGAAUAGAGAGCAAAUAUAAUAGUUAUUUUAGAUUUCAUAGAACAGAAUGUUUUAUCCAUUGAUUUUUUCAUUCAAUGACUAUUUAUUGAGCACUUACUCUUUCAAGGACACUAUGUUAGGCACUGGAGUGUAGAAGAAAAAUACAGUGCUGAAUUCUAUUCCCAGUGCUAUCCUGACACAGUAUGUGACCUUGGAAAGCUUACUAAACAUUCUAUGUUGGUUUUUCCAUGUGUAAAAUAAGGAUAUCAAGACAAACAGUCUAAUAUCUUAUAGAAGUACUGUGGAGACUAAUAAAAUAUGUUAAUUUAGAUAUGACAUUGAAAUACAUUUCGGAAAUAAUACUUUUGGAUAUGGCACUAAUUUUCCCUCUGAGUGCUUUUCUAUUUUAUAUUGUUGUUUCUCUCACUCUAAUUAUAAAAACUAUUUGAUAAAAAGUAAAACAUGACCUAGCUUUAUUGUAAUUAGAAUUUAGACAAAACAACUACAAUGUAAACAAUAUUACUAAUAACUGUUAAGUUUUAUCUGCUUAAAGUUACAAUGAUGAUAGCACUUUAAAAAUAUUAUCUAAACUUAUCUGUUUGUAUGUUUCCAUCAUAUAAAAUACUUCUAGCCCUUUCAAGUUUGAUGCCUUACAUUUUAAAGUGAAAAGAGAAAUGGUUGAUUGAGUCUUUGUCUUUAAUAGUUCAUUCAUAAUUCAUGUAAUAUUGGCCAUGAAUAUAUAAGCAUUUAAUAAUUGUUUUAGUUCUCUAUUUUGUCUAAUUGGUAUAAGCUACCUUCCCUACCCCCCUACUCCUCUCCACCUUUUAAUAGUUGAAGAUCUUAAUAGUUGAAGUUCUGUAGAAAAUAAAAAUUGAUUUUACCCAA